AUGUUUAAUUGCAUUACAGUUUAGACACUACCUCCAGAGUAGAUUAAAUCAUUCUAAAUAACCUUGGCAUUCCAACACUUCAAAGACUUGCUAGCCAAGUGUGCUGAAUACCUGAAUUACGAUGUUCAACUUUUUUUAGACAAAGAAUGUAAUUAAGAGAUUGACUCAUCAUUAAGCCUUUGCUAAGCAAGUUUGAGAAACAUUAUUUACGCAAAGAGAGUUUACGACUAGUCCUAUUUUCCCAAAGUGACUUGCUGGUUUAAAUAGGAUGGAAUUGAAUUGAAUAUGGGAGUGAUAUUAAACUCGGACUUAUCAUUCGAAGAAGUAUUGGAAGAAGCCAAAUAGAAGGAUAUAAUAGUAUAAAUGCCACAAUCUAUUAUAGUGACAGACUUUGAACAAACUAAAAUCUUGGCAUCAAUGAUACAGUUGCAGAUGUGCAAACUAGUUAAUCCCUAAGAUAAGGAUCCUCAAUUGAUAAUCCACUUUACUACAACUGGACAAGUGCCAUAAGUUUAGUUACAAUAAAAGAAAUUCUUUCCUCAAUUUCCAUUCCCAUAAAACCCUCCUCGACCACUAGCCAAUUAAGGAACUCUAUAACCCUCUGGUCUAUAGAAUUAAAAAUUUUAAUUCCCAAUUUUUUCAUUAUAGACUAAGCCUUAAAACCUAAUUAAUAAUAAUAAAGUUAAAAUACCAGAAAAUGCAGGCUUUCCUGCUUCCAACUUCGAAAUUCAAAAUAACUAAUAACCCCCAAAAGCAUAACCAUUUAUGAAUCCAUUUGGAAAUCCACCAAAUAACAACACAGUACCUUUCCAAAAUAUGAAUACCCAAGUUUUUCAAUAAAAAGUAGAAAAUAAGGCUAAUGAUGUUACAACCUUGGAAAGGAUGGCCUUAAAAUGCGUUGAAUAGAUGAUACUAGUUGGUAAGUUUAUCCUAAUAAUUAAUGAAAACAGUGAUUUUGUCGCCUAUCAAUGUAGUUCUCCUUAACUAUCUGGGUUUUUUCUGUAAGUUAAAGGCAAAAAAGGUUCUUUAAAAAAUGAAUAAUAAAUUAAAUGGGAAAGUAAAUACGGAGUGUAAAUAGCUGAUAAUCUCGGUAAAGGGUUUAUAAUUAAAUGGAAGAAUAAUACAUAUAAUUCCUUAAAUAUAUAACUUAUGUGA
Paramecium tetraurelia is the source of this 1155-nucleotide messenger RNA. RefSeq lists its product as uncharacterized. Lineage: Eukaryota; Ciliophora; Oligohymenophorea; Peniculida; Parameciidae. The transcript has 2 exons. The record is from RefSeq and is a predicted model, not a curated record.